This is a messenger RNA of Microtus oregoni (creeping vole), 951 nucleotides long. Its product is annotated as olfactory receptor 5AN1-like. Gene Ontology annotation, biological process: sensory perception of smell; G protein-coupled receptor signaling pathway. The transcript has a single exon. Gene Ontology annotation, cellular component: membrane. The record is from RefSeq and is a predicted model, not a curated record. Bases 1 to 951 code for a protein of 316 amino acids. NCBI's taxonomy places the organism in Eukaryota, Metazoa, Chordata, Mammalia, Rodentia, Cricetidae. Gene Ontology annotation, molecular function: G protein-coupled receptor activity; olfactory receptor activity; odorant binding.
AUGAUUGGGGGAAGAAAUAUUACCAAGAUCACCCAGUUCAUCCUCCUGGGAUUCUCAGAUUUCCCCCGAAUCACAACACUGCUCUUUGUUAUAUUUCUCACAUUUUACAUUACAGCGCUCACCUGGAACCUGUCCCUUGUUGUUUUAAUAAGAAUGGAUGCCCACCUUCACACACCGAUGUAUUUCUUCCUCAGUAAUCUGUCCUUUAUAGAUCUCUGCUACAUCACCUCUACAGUCCCCAAGAUGCUUUCCAACUUCUUCCAGAAAAACCAAAUAAUCAGUUUUGUGGACUGCAUAGUUCAGUACUUCAUCUUCUCCACUAUGGCACUGUGUGAAUGUUGCCUCAUGACAGCCAUGGCCUAUGACAGGUAUGCUGCCAUUUGUAACCCACUGCUCUACUCAUCAAUCAUGUCACCCACCCUGUGUGCUCGCAUGGUGAUGGGAAGCUACACAGCAGGGCUCAUAGGUUCCUUAGCUCAGGUAUGUGUCUUGCUGCAGCUCCACUUCUGUGGACCUAAUGUCAUCAGACAUUUCUUCUGUGACAUAUCACAGUUGUUAAAUCUUUCUUGCACAGACACUUACUUUGCACAGGUCCUGCUUGCUUUAUUAACACUGUUGUUUGGACUUGCAAAUGCCUUAGUCAUUAUGCUAUCCUAUGGCUUCAUUGUCUUGUCCAUCAUGAAAAUCACUUCAGCUAAGGGCAGGUCUAAGGCAUUCAAUACCUGUGCUUCUCACCUGGCAGCUGUUUCCCUAUUCUAUAGUUCUGGAAUCGUUGUCUAUUUGCGUUCCAGUUCUGGUGGCUCCUCCAGUUUUGACAGAUUUACAUCUGUCUUCUACACUGUGGUGAUUCCAAUGCUGAAUCCUUUGAUAUAUAGUCUGAGGAACAAAGAAAUCAAAGAUGCCAUGAAGAGGCUGCAGAAAAAGACAAUCUUUAGCCAAGGUCACAGAUAA